Messenger RNA from Trypanosoma rangeli, 552 nucleotides. RefSeq lists its product as uncharacterized. NCBI's taxonomy places the organism in Eukaryota, Euglenozoa, Kinetoplastea, Trypanosomatida, Trypanosomatidae. Bases 1 to 552 code for a protein of 183 amino acids. The transcript has a single exon. The record is from RefSeq and is a predicted model, not a curated record.
AUGUACAUCCUCGGGAUUUCUAUUCCCUUGGCAUGCCUCUUGUGGCAUCUUAUAUGUUGUAUCCUCGCCGUCAUUGAGUAUGCGGUAUGGUUGCAGUUUGUUUCGCCUAACGAGAUGAGCGACUCGUUGCGUGGUGGGCAUCUUGCUUUUGCCGUCAUGGGCUUCGUCGCGUAUGCGGUGGCUGCGGCACCGCUCUUUGUGUAUGCGUACAAGUACGGGCUCUCAUACAGCCAGCGCCAGAAACGGUUUGUAUGUGGCGUCGCAGUGGUGUUUACCAUGUGGUCGUUUCCGAUUUUUGUCAUUGAAUUGACAAUGGUGCUCUCCCACAUGGGCGGGCGCAAUCCACUCGAUGGGAUUGUCUUUGUUUUGAGUCUGAUCUCGUCUGUCAUCGGCGGGUGCAUCGUGUGGUUCGCUUACAUGCGUUUCGUGGCGUACUAUAUUCAUCACUUCCGUGGUUCGGAACGGCGGAUUGGCCUCCACGACAGCUUGGCCCUCUAUCCCAUGCAUCCCAUGCGCUCGGUACCGCGAGAGGGGCAACCAGACACGAUUUAG